CUUAAAACAACAGGCGGCAUCUUCUGAGCUUCCCAAGGCCUCUUGUGUGAUAAAGCCAGUCGUUGCUUAGCAGUUAGUUGCGCUGUCCCCUGUGUCGAGGAUACAGAAAAAUGAAGCUCGACAGCGGACACGCCGUCACACCCGUUGAAGGCGAAGAGAAAGCGAGACUGAAGAAGACCUUCGUAGGCUACCCCGAUGGGUUAGUUCGCGUCUCUCCCGACAGGUGGCUCUUCCCUGGCAGAUAUAUGGACCUGGGCAACGAUUACUACAACUUCGAGUUCCGAAAAAGAAGACGUCCUGAUCAUGACCUACCCGAAGUGUGGAACAACGUGGACACAGGAGAUCGUGUGGACAAUGAGGAACAACCCGGAUCUGAACAACCCCGAAGCCUCACUGGGCGGUUAUGGAUCGAGUGCCCUUCAUAGAAUUCGACCUGUUCUUCCCGAAGCACCCGCCAGAGGGCAUGGAAAUCGUCUCCUCCAGUGCGUUCCUGAAGUACUGUCCCGAGGGCGACCUCCGAGGACCCUUCAACCUCCAACUGUCGCGUGCCAUCCCUGACCCUCGGACCCUGAAGACGCACCUCCCCUUCUCCCUCUUCCUCCCUGACCUCUUGGAGAAGUCAAAGGUGAUCUACGUCGCCAGGAACCCCAAGGACAUGCUGGUCUCCUACCUGCACCACCACAGGCUCCUCAGGGCUCAGGAGUUCAUCGGGACACUUGACGAAUUCGCGGAUCAUUUCCUUAACGAUGACUUGGUGUACGGGCCGUACUGGCUGCACCUGAAGGAGGCAUGGCAGCGCCGCGACCACCCCAACCUGCACUUCGUCUUCUACGAGGACCUCAAAGCGGACAUCACGGGCGAACUGAAGAAGCUGGACGCCUUCCUCGGCACGGGGCUCUCCGGAGACCAGCUCGCCAAUGUCGCCAAGUACACGAGCUUCAGCGAAAUGAAGGCAAGAGACGCGCUGUUCCUGAACGACGAAGCUUCCAAGAACGACGCUCUUUACAACCAAGAAAUCCGCAACAAGGACGGGGGAUUUUUCAGACAAGGCCAAUCGGGCGGUUGGAAAACCAAACUCACGCCGGAGGUUGCGAAGAAGAUGGACGAGUGGAUAAGCAGGAAAUGCGACUUCGGAAUCAAGUUUACGUAAAUCGAUUAAAGAAGGACGGAUAUCUGAAAAUUUAGGGUUGAAUUAUGGGAAUAGAGAAUUAAGAUAAAUUACAAUGCACAGUAUAGAUGGCGAUGGCAUGUGCAUUUACGAUAUAAGAGUACUGUCUUGUUUACUUUAUCUUUUUUUUUAUAUUGACACUUGUAAAAAACGAAUUAUAUAUUCAUCGUAUAGGAUUGCGGUGUUAUAGAUGUUACUUAAAUUCAAACAAUACUGCAUGUUUCGCUAAGAUUAGAAAUAUGAUAUGUAUUCUAACGAUAAGAAAUAUUAAAUACAAGAUAAAAAAA
Penaeus vannamei (Pacific white shrimp) is the source of this 1455-nucleotide messenger RNA. RefSeq names its product sulfotransferase 1C4. Gene Ontology annotation, biological process: sulfation. The record is from RefSeq and is a predicted model, not a curated record. Gene Ontology annotation, cellular component: cytoplasm. NCBI's taxonomy places the organism in Eukaryota, Metazoa, Arthropoda, Malacostraca, Decapoda, Penaeidae. Gene Ontology annotation, molecular function: sulfotransferase activity.